AUGGUGCACACCUCAUUGACUGUCGCUCCUCAGGAUUUCAAGGAGGGUAUGGACUGGCUGAUGGCCCUUAAGGGAGCUGAUCCUGAAAACAACUUGAAGGCCAUGGGCGCCGCCGUUUACGAUCUUCUCAAAAGCAAUGCUCUCGGGGUGGAUGUGUUGGACGGUCUCAAAAAGGUACAGGGCGUUUCCCAGAAGUUCUUAGAUCAAGAGGGUCUGAACAAACAGUUAUUUGUAAAAGAAUUCUUGCAAAGGAUCGCCAUGCCUUUGAAUAAAAAGUCCGACGUAUUUGCUGAUUGCCCGCAUAUAACUGCUGAAACCAUCGCAGAGAACAUAGGUGAAGUUGUCAACGGUUGUCAUAAGUUUUUGGAGACGAGCAAAAUCCCUACACAGUACGAUUCUGCUUACAGUUCAGCAACGUGGGAUGCAUCAUGUUCGAAAAACCCGAAAGAUUGUGCAGUGAUGCUUGUAGGUAUUGCGCCAAUGUUAUACACUGGCCUGCGUUCAUUGCAGGUUGCGAGCCAUGCUGCGGCCAGGAAAGAGUUGGGUCAUGAGGCUAAGAAGCGUAUGGACGAGGUAUUAAAUGCUGUUGGUUACACAAACACGAAGAGCCCAGACAAAAUGGGCAGUUCAACUUUGUACCAGGCGUUGAAUGAUGUGGAUGAGAAAGUGUUGUCCGUACUUCACGACCUCGCCGGUUUCUGGGCUUUCGAUGUAUGCGACAAUAAAAAGGGUCUGAAAGUCAAACGCAUUAUGGAACCGAAGGAUGUUAAAUCCGUCGACCCUGAGGCCGAACCAUCAGUUGACGGUGAAGGUGAACAGUAUGUCAUUCCUGAGGCUGAACCAACCUUUGAAGGUGAAGGUGAACAGUCUGUCAUCCCUGAGGCUGAACCAACCUUUGAAGGUGAAGGUGAACAGUCCGUGAUCCCCGAGGCAGAGCCAACCUUCGAAGGUGAGGGUGAACAGUCUGUCAUCCCUGAAGCUGAGCCAACCUUUGAAGGUGAAGGCGAGCAGUCCUUGAUCCCUGAAGCUGAACCAACCUUUGACGGUGAAGGUGAGCAGUCUGUCAUCCCUGAGGCUGAGCCAUCUGUGGAACCCGCAGGUGAAGAGCCUGUUAUCCCCGAAGCUGAGCCAUCCGUUGAGCCUGUUAAACCUGAAGGUGAUGAGGAUACGAAAGCUGCAGGUAAAAACCCCGCAAAAAUGGCUAAAGUGGCAAGGUCUGUAAAGGCCGCCAAGAAAGCUGCCAAGAAGGUUUCCAAGAAGGCCCGCCAGAAAAAGCAGAAGAAACAUAAAAAGCAGCAGGAAUCCACUGAGCAGUGA
Molecule: messenger RNA, 1317 nt
Organism: Babesia bigemina
Lineage: Eukaryota; Apicomplexa; Aconoidasida; Piroplasmida; Babesiidae
Exons: 1
Coding region: 1-1317 (438 amino acids)
Source: RefSeq, a predicted model, not a curated record